AUGCCUUCCCAAAGGCAACUGCGCACCCUCCUCGUGGGUGUGCUAAUCGGUGUUGUCUUCGUCCUCUUCUACACGUCGUCGCUACGAGCGGACGAAGUCAAAGACGAGCGCACGAUUCAAGACUUCUACCACAAAACGGUCAACGGUCUAAAACACAAACAGCCGCCGAACCAGGCCGUGUUGGAUCAGAAUAAGCCCAAGGCAGUCGGCCACGUGCCUGUCGAUAAGGACGCCGACGGCGAUGUAGACGCAGACGACGAGAAACUGGCAAAGGACAUGGCAGGCCGACUGAAAGCCGCCGAGGAGAAGGCCAAGGAGCUUGCGAACAAGAAGUCGCCGCUGAAGCCUAAUGCGCCAAGCGAAGUGGUCGGAAAGGGCAAUUCGGCCGCUGGACAAGACAAGAAGAAGGAAAAGACGGCCGCUGGAAAGGAUGGUGCAGACGUUGAGAAGACGGAGAGUGAUGAGGAUCACGCCGUCGAGGCUGAGCUCAACUUGAUCCUGAAAAAGUCACCAGUCAUCAUCUUCUCCAAGUCCUAUUGCCCAUACUCCAAGAAGGCCAAGGCCCUACUACUCGAAAAGUACUCAAUCGACCCUGCGCCGUUCGUGGUCGAACUCGACAAACAUCCUCUCGGCCCCCAACUGCAAGCUUUCUUGGGCCAGAAGACCGGCCGAAAGACGGUCCCCAACAUAUUGGUCAAUAGCGUGAGCAUUGGCGGAGGCGACGACAUCGCCGAACUGGACAAUCAGAAGAAGCUUGUCCCCAAAAUAGUCGAUCUUGGACAAAAGAAGGUGGAGAUGAAGGAGCGUUCUGCCAACAGCCAGAAGAACAACUAG
Colletotrichum navitas is the source of this 834-nucleotide messenger RNA. Its product is annotated as glutaredoxin. The record is from RefSeq and is a predicted model, not a curated record. Gene Ontology annotation, biological process: cellular response to oxidative stress. Lineage: Eukaryota; Fungi; Ascomycota; Sordariomycetes; Glomerellales; Glomerellaceae. The transcript is spliced from 2 exons. Gene Ontology annotation, molecular function: glutathione disulfide oxidoreductase activity. Bases 1 to 834 code for a protein of 277 amino acids. Gene Ontology annotation, cellular component: cytoplasm; fungal-type vacuole; cis-Golgi network.